Messenger RNA from Loxodonta africana (African savanna elephant), 2766 nucleotides. Its product is annotated as olfactory receptor 7G2-like. The record is from RefSeq and is a predicted model, not a curated record. Gene Ontology annotation, cellular component: plasma membrane. Gene Ontology annotation, biological process: G protein-coupled receptor signaling pathway. Bases 371 to 1294 code for a protein of 307 amino acids. NCBI's taxonomy places the organism in Eukaryota, Metazoa, Chordata, Mammalia, Proboscidea, Elephantidae. Gene Ontology annotation, molecular function: G protein-coupled receptor activity; olfactory receptor activity. The transcript has a single exon.
UAGGGUUUCCAACGAGAAGCUGGUGGAUUCAAACUGCCGACAUUUGGGUUAGUGGCCAAGGUCUUAACCACAGCACAACCAGGGCUCCAACAGCACAGAGAGUGUAAUUAAAAAAAAAAUAUAUAUAUAGCACCUUACCCUUUUCUUAUUAAAUAAAUGUUUACGCCCAGCUACAUCAGCUUCUGGUCUUUUUUUUAAAUUAAAUGAAUUAAUAAUGGGCAUACAGAAGAUACCCCCUCUGUAUUUCCCACCAUUCCUCUCUUACCUUUCCCCCAGAUGGCAUUUGUUUCUGGUGCUGCUGCUUUUGGUCUAGGGCGCAUACAUUUGAUUGUCUUGUCACACCAUUUUUUCCAUCAGAUACAUCAACAAUAUGGAAACUAGAAACCAAACAAGUGUUUCCGAAUUCCUUCUCUUGGGACUAACAGAGGAUCUGGAACUGCAGUUCCUCCUCUUUAUCCUGUUUUUGUCCAUAUACCUGGUCACUGUCUUUGGAAACCUGCUUAUCAUUCUGGCUGUUGGGUCUGACUCCCACCUCCACACUCCCAUGUACUUCUUUCUUUCCAAUCUCUCCUUCGCUGACAUCUGUUUCAGCAAAACCACGAUCCCAAAGAUGUUGGUGAACCUCAAAGCACAGAAUCAGAGCUGCCUCACCCAGGUCUGCUUUGUCCUGGUUUUUGCUGCUUUGGAAAAUUUUCUUCUUGCAGCAAUGGCUUAUGACCGCUAUGCGGCCAUUUGUCACCCACUGAGGUACACGGUCAUCAUGAACCCCCGCCUUUGUGGCCUGCUGACUCUACUCUCUCUGUUCAUUAGCACUGAGGAUGCCCUGAUCCACAGCCUGUUGGUGUUGCGCCUGUCUUUCUGUAUAGACCCGGAAAUCCCCUACAUCUUCUGUGAAGUUAUUCAGGUCAUCAAGGUUGCGUGCUCUGAUACCCUCAUCAAUAACAUCUUCAUAUAUUUUGCAGCUAGCAUGUUGGCUGGCAUUCCUCUGUUUGGGAUUAUUUUCUCUUAUACCCAAAUUGUGUCCUCCAUUUUGAAAAUGCCAUCAGCUGGUGGAAAGCAUAAAGCUUUUUCUACCUGUGGAUCUCACCUGUCAGUUGUUUUCUUAUUUUAUGGGACAGCUUUUGGUGCAUAUAUUAGUGCUGCAUUUAUCCACUCAUCCAGAAAGACUGCAGUUGUGUCAAUGAUGUACACUAUGGUCGCUCCCAUGAUGAACCCCUUCGUCUAUAGCCUGAGAAACAAGGACAUGAAGGGAUCCUUGAGGAAACUGGUCAGGAGCAUAUCUGCUUUUCAUUGAUUAUAUUACCUCAUUUGGACUUGGGUUUUUAGAUUUUGUCAAAGUAAAAGAAUGCUCAUGAGGUGGGAUACUUGACUCUUCCAUCUCUGUGUUUGUCUAAAAGGACUAGACAACAUAAUGGCUAAAUGCAAUUCGAUUUGGUGUUUAAACCUGACUUUGCUUCUUGUGUACUGUGUGAUGCUUGAUAAAUAAUUUCAACUCUCUAAACUCAGUUUCUUUAGUCAGGGUCUAUAGAAUCAGAGCCUGAGCCAGGGUUCUUUAUUAACUGAUUUGGGGGGAACAUUCUUAGAAUUUAAAAAGCAGGAAAAGGUGGAUAGGGUAAGUAAAGAAUGUAGGCAAAUCUGUAGGCAUAGCUAGAGACUAGCUUCAGCCUGAUCCCAUGAAUAGAGCCAUGAGAAUGGAAACCCAGUUAAUCCCAAUGACAGUCAAGGGAGCUGAAUUUUUGUGUCAAUAUAGUUCUUACCAAUACACGUCACUGGUAAACUAUAUGUGUUUAAGAUAACAUCGGCAUCCACCAUGCUCCAUUUUAUUGUCUAUUGUUGUUGUUCAUUUUAUAUGCUGCUAAGUUAGCCAUCAACUCAUGACACAACAGGAUCAUACCAUUAUUAUCCAUAGUGUCUUUUUUGGCCGAUUUUUUAUGAGCAGAUUACAAGGCCUUUCUUCCUUGUUUAUCUUAGUUGGAAGCUUUGCUGAAAAAUUUUCAGUUUCACUGCAACACACAAGUCUCCAGUAACAAUGCCUGAGGUGCAUUGGCCAAAAAUCAAGCAUGGAUCUUUCACAUGGAAGGCGAGAAUUCUACCACUGAACCACCGCUGUUCCCCUUCAUAAUCUAUAAAAUUGGCAUAAUUAGAUUAUCUCAGUGGUUUCUAAUGAUUGUGAUAUAAUUAAACCUUAUCAGUGAGGAAGCCAUCAGUUGUAAUUAGAAAAUAUAAACACUGACUUUAAUAUGCUCCCACAAUAAAGAGCAUUAUCUUUCAUUAUAAAGACUUCAGAGUUAAGAAAUGUACUGGAACAUUACAGUAGGGAUUCAUUCAUUCCCCUUGAGAUGGUUUCACCUAGCAAUGGUUCCCCUCAUGGUGACAAAUGGCUGCAACAGUCAGGUAUCAUAUCCACACGUGAUACUCAGAGCCACAAAACUGACCAUUUGUCCCUGAACCUAUUGUUGAUAGUAGAUCUAUUGUUAAUAGACCUUUCCAUACAGAAGAUGUCUCCUCCCAUCUCAUCACUGAGAAUAGCAUCAUAUAUCUCUUCUUAAUCAAAUUUCUGUUUGGGGAACAAAUAAUUACUAUGAGAGCCUUAGCCUGUUGGAAGGAUAACCCCUGUAACUAUUACAAGCAUUUAAUACAAUGCCUGGCAUAUAACAUUCAAUAAAAUUUAACUAAGACACAUGUGUUCCAUAUGUUGCCAUUAUUUAUAAGGCUUGUUAUUUCUUGCUCUCACAUAUUUCUACACCUUACCUCAGAAGUUUUGCA